UUUCCGUAAUGACAUACACACUUAAAAAAUUAUUAAAAUUUCUUUUCAUCAUAUAAUCAUGACCUUACGAUUUUUAUCUUGGGAUUAUAAUAACCCAUUGAAGCUUAAACGAAUAUAUUGGCCUUACAGAUAUUUGACUACGGGUGUAGCACAAUGUCAAGCAUCAAAAAGCGCCACUGAAAACUCCUCCAUUGGCACCGGCCAUAGUGACGCUCAACCUAAAGAUGUUCAAAUGAAAUCAGUUGAGGUAUACCGCUGGAAACCUGGUGAAAAUCCUCAGAUGCAAACUUACAAAAUUGAUUUGCGACACUGUGGUCCCAUGGUUUUAGACAUAUUGAUAAAAAUCAAAAAUGAAGUGGAUCAAACUUUGACCUUUCGCCGAUCUUGUCGUGAGGGUAUAUGCGGUUCAUGUGCCAUGAAUAUAAACGGCCUUAACACUUUGGCGUGUACCUGCAAAAUAGAUAAGAAUUUAUCGCAGCCCCUGCGCAUUUAUCCCUUGCCACACAUGUAUGUGGUACGGGAUCUGGUACCAGAUCUGUCGCAGUUCUAUGAACAAUACCGUUCAAUACGACCAUGGUUGCAACGAAAGAAUAACAAAAUGGAGAUUACAGGAUCAGCCCAGUAUUUGCAACACCCGGCCGACCGCGAAGUCUUAGAUGGUUUGUAUGAGUGCAUAUUGUGUUGCUGUUGCCAAGCUUCCUGUCCCUCAUAUUGGUGGAAUAGUGAUCGUUAUUUGGGUCCAGCCAUCUUAAUGCAAGCCUAUCGUUGGGUUAUUGAUUCACGUGAUGAGGCGACCGAAGAACGUUUGAAUCAACUUAGGGAUCCGUAUAAAAUCUAUCGAUGCCACACUAUCAUGAACUGUACCAAUACAUGUCCCAAAGGACUUAAUCCAGCUAAAGCUAUUGUGAAAUUGAAACAAUUACUGGCUGGCUAUAGCAAAAAGCCCAAACCAAAAUUUAAUCCUUCUAAACUAGAAGAUGAUGUAAACUUAAACUAAUGAGAAAUAUAUUUUGUAAUAAAAUUGUUGAUGGAGCAUCUGUUAAUCUA
Messenger RNA from Stomoxys calcitrans (stable fly), 1047 nucleotides. RefSeq names its product succinate dehydrogenase [ubiquinone] iron-sulfur subunit. Gene Ontology annotation, cellular component: mitochondrial membrane. Gene Ontology annotation, biological process: aerobic respiration; tricarboxylic acid cycle; respiratory electron transport chain. Lineage: Eukaryota; Metazoa; Arthropoda; Insecta; Diptera; Muscidae. The record is from RefSeq and is a predicted model, not a curated record. Bases 59 to 997 code for a protein of 312 amino acids. The transcript has a single exon. Gene Ontology annotation, molecular function: electron transfer activity; 2 iron, 2 sulfur cluster binding.